AUGAGCCCUACUUGCCGCGUUGUAAUCAUCCCUCUCUCAACAAACUCAUUCCGUUUACAUUUCUACUUCAUCCGGCCCACUACAACUAUCCUAGUUGUAUAA
This is a messenger RNA of Colletotrichum orchidophilum, 102 nucleotides long. RefSeq lists its product as uncharacterized. Lineage: Eukaryota; Fungi; Ascomycota; Sordariomycetes; Glomerellales; Glomerellaceae. Bases 1 to 102 code for a protein of 33 amino acids. The record is from RefSeq and is a predicted model, not a curated record. The transcript has a single exon.